This is a messenger RNA of Macrosiphum euphorbiae (potato aphid), 1245 nucleotides long. NCBI's taxonomy places the organism in Eukaryota, Metazoa, Arthropoda, Insecta, Hemiptera, Aphididae. The record is from the annotation of a GenBank genome assembly.
AUGUUGUGCACUCGUCAUAUUGGAUUAGUCAUAAUUAUUAUAGCUACACAAGCUACACACCUGUGGGCGUUCUUUGGAACAGUCGAGUUAUAUAAUCACAAUUCAACAGUAGAACAUAUCUUGAGAAAACAUAUUUUUAUGAACUAUGACAAGAUAGUGAAACCUUACGCCCCCCAGGAUACAAACUCUUUAGAAGUGAGCAUGAAAAUGUUGGUAAAAAGUGCAGAGUUGAAUUAUGAAAAAUCUCAAAUGAUACUCAGCACAUGGUUCAUAGCGAACUGGAUCGACGAUAGGUUGACUUGGAAUCCGAGCGUAUAUGAACACCUGAAUUCCAUAAUAGUCGACCACCGUGAGAUCUGGCACCCGGACAUCAUGGCGUUCAACAACGUCGACGCCAACAUGGAAGACGAUCGGACGCAUGUCAACAGCGUGUUGAACAGUAGCGGUGGGGUGAUAUGGGUUGAACCGGUGCAGUACAUUAUACAUUGCAAGACGGACACGACGAACUGGCCUCACGACACGCAGACCGGAGUCUUGAAACUCGGGUCGUGGUUGUACUUGGGCAGAGACCUGAACCUGACCAUCGACGAAGGAGAAGAAGUAGAAAUGGCUAGCUCGCACUCGGAAUGGGACAUCAUUAACGUUUCCAGGGAGAGAAACAUCAGGUACUAUGACUGCUGUCCCGACGAACAGUAUAUCGACAUCGAAUACAAUAUCACCAUCCGGCGGAAGGUCCAUCCCUAUAAGUCAGUCCUCUAUAUCCCAGCUCUAUGCAGUAUUUCGUUUAAUUUACUAACAUUUUGGCUCCCGUACUCCGACAAUCAAAGUAAAUUGUUUGUGAACCUGUUCAACGCACUGUUCGUCACUUUGGCCAUUAUGGUCGUGUACACUAAAGUACCGAUUGUCACUUCCACUGUUCCGCUGAUUGUCGUUUACUACACUUACAGUUUGGGACUGAUCGCCGCGACCGCGGUGCUGUCCAUGGCUGUAAAAGGCAUGUCCGUGGUGAGCAAACCACUACCACACUGGGUUACCUGGUUCCUUCAUUCCGGUUACCUGGUGUACUUGGGGAUCGAGAUAAACGGUCCGGCGGCCGAUUGUCACAUGCUCUGCGAAUCCGAAGAGAUGAUCGCUCAGACCGCCGAUUUGAAUGAGCGACACAAACUCGCCAAGGUAAUCGACAGGAUAUGUUUCGUGGUGUUCGCAUUAAUCUAUUUGAUUCUUCUAUUGAGGCUAAUGCCGUAG